Molecule: messenger RNA, 2161 nt
Organism: Ipomoea triloba (trilobed morning glory)
Lineage: Eukaryota; Viridiplantae; Streptophyta; Magnoliopsida; Solanales; Convolvulaceae
Product: calcium-dependent mitochondrial ATP-magnesium/phosphate carrier protein 2-like
Exons: 4
Coding region: 289-1803 (504 amino acids)
Biological process (GO): transmembrane transport
Molecular function (GO): ATP transmembrane transporter activity; calcium ion binding
Source: RefSeq, a predicted model, not a curated record
ACCCGAGAGAGAGAGUUACCAAAAUCCGGGCCAAAAGAUCUUCCUUCCUUCCUCCACCCAACGCCCUCCCUCCCUCAAAUAUUCCCAUCUCUCUCCCUCUCUCUCUCUCUCUCAUCGUGAUCGUCAAUUUCCAGCACUUUCCACUGGAAACUGGAACCCAAUUUGCAUCAAUCGCAGGCGCGCUGCGUUAGAUCUGCCACCCGCUGAGAAUUCGCGUGUUUUUCUUCCAGUUCAUGUGGUGAAGGAAGGAAGGAAGGAAGGAGUGAAGGACCCAGAUUAGUGUCGGGCAUGUCUGGGGCUGGGGAGGCUGUAGGGCAUGUGAAUUUCCCAGCAAUGGCUGCGAAGGACCGGUCGGGAUGCGGCAAUCCGGUUAAGAAGCCCGGCCCAGUUUCCAUGGACCACGUGCUGGCAGCUCUCCAGGAGACUAGGGAAGAGAGGGAUUCCAGAAUCCGGAGCCUUUUCAGUUUCUUUGAUUCCGACAAUGCAGGCUACUUGGGCUACGCUCAAAUCGAGAAGGGCUUGUCCGCUAUGCAAAUCCCUGCGGAGUACAAGUUUGCCAAGGAUCUGUUGAGGGUGGUUGAUGCCAAUAAGGAUGGGAGAGUGGAUUAUCCGGAAUUCAGAAAGUAUAUGGAUGAUAAGGAGCUGGAGUUGUAUAAGAUUUUUCAGGCUAUUGAUGUCGAACAUAGCGGCUGCAUUUUGCCGGAGGAGCUCUGGGAUGCUCUUAUAAAGGCUGGGAUUGAAAUCGAUGAUGAUGAGCUUGCAAGAUUUGUUGAGCAUGUUGACAAGGAUAAUGAUGGCAUUAUAACUUUUGAAGAAUGGAGGGAUUUUCUUCUUCUCUAUCCGCAUGAUGCCACCAUUGAGAAUAUUUACCGGUACUUGGAAAGGGUCUGUCUUGUAGAUAUUGGUGAACAGGCAGUGAUUCCUGAAGGCAUCAGCAAGCAUGUUCAUGCAUCUAAAUAUUUAAUUGCAGGAGGGGUUGCGGGAGCUGCUUCUCGUACAGCAACUGCACCCCUUGAUCGCCUUAAAGUGGUUUUACAAGUUCAGACUACACGUGCUUCCAUCAUGCCAGCAGUGAAAAGCAUUUGGAAAGAGGGUAGGCUUUUGGGAUUUUUUCGGGGCAAUGGAAUAAAUGUUUUGAAGGUUGCACCUGAGAGUGCCAUUAAAUUUUACACUUAUGAAAUGUUAAAGAAUGCUAUUGGAAAUGCCAAGGGAGGGGAUCAGGGUGAUGUAGGAACUUCAGGGCGACUUAUUGCGGGUGGUUUGGCAGGUGCAGUAGCACAAACUGCUAUAUAUCCAAUGGACCUUGUUAAAACAAGGUUACAAACGUGUACUUGUGAAGGUGGGAAGGUCCCACACUUGGGAAGAUUGUCAAAAGAUAUAUGGCUUCGGGAGGGACCCCGGGCAUUUUACAGAGGAAUUGUACCCUCUCUUCUUGGGAUUAUCCCUUAUGCAGGCAUUGAUUUAGCUGCCUAUGAUGCCUUGAAGAAUUUUGCAAAGACAUAUAUUCUCCAAGAUAGUGAACCUGGUCCACUUGUGCAACUGGGUUCUGGUACAAUUUCGGGAGCUCUUGGAGCAACAUGUGUUUAUCCUUUGCAAGUUGUUAGAACUAGAAUGCAAGCUCAACCUACACAUACAAGUACUGCUUACAAAGGAAUGUUUGAUGUAUUCCUCAGAACAUUUCGACAUGAAGGAUUAAGGGGCUUCUACAAGGGGCUCUUCCCAAAUCUUCUUAAGGUUGUACCAGCAGCAAGCAUUACAUAUCUGGUUUACGAAAACAUGAAAAAGACUUUAGAUCUUGAUUAGCUGAUACGAGGUUUUACAGGCGGCACAAUUGAGAAUUAAAAGAGGUAAUAGGGGCACAAUUGAGAAUUAAAAGAGGUAAUAGGGGAUGAUGACGAAUAAAAAUUCUUAGUCAAAUUGGAGAUUGGUGAUGUCUUUAAUGAAGCCAUACACUUAAUUUUUUUAUUUUUAACUUCUGUUUGGAUAGAUUAAGAGAUUGGAUAAAUCAUUAUGUUUAUCACACAUUAACUGACUAGUAUCUAUGGUUGCGAUUAGUAUAGUUCGUAUGCAAAAGAGAUGUCUUUCGAGUAAUAGGAUAUCCUUGUACAAUUUUGAUUAGUUAUAUCCAUAAUGAAAAUGUUAAAGCUGGUGAACCUUAAAA